Molecule: messenger RNA, 287 nt
Organism: Cladocopium goreaui
Lineage: Eukaryota; Dinophyceae; Suessiales; Symbiodiniaceae
Source: the annotation of a GenBank genome assembly
GACUCGACGAAGUGAGGGUUUUCGACCCUCCGGACUUCAGAACAAAAUCUCACUUCGAGUGGUCUGCCCUACCACACUUUGGCUCCACCAUGUCCAAAAAUGGGUACUGCCGCAGUGUACCCGAGAUUUCCAGCAACUGGAAGACGGCUCCCCAGUUCGACAUGCAACAGGUGACCGGGGCAGAUGCGACUCCCACGCUGAAGAGACGACAAGUCGACCCAAUCGACUGGGUCGUCGACCCAGGGACAGAUCUGGGUGCCGCAGUGGUGCCGUUGGAGCUCCUUUCG